Molecule: messenger RNA, 279 nt
Organism: Dictyostelium discoideum AX4
Lineage: Eukaryota; Evosea; Eumycetozoa; Dictyosteliales; Dictyosteliaceae
Exons: 2
Coding region: 1-279 (92 amino acids)
Source: RefSeq, a predicted model, not a curated record
AUGGUUGUUGGUACAUGCACUAACAAAAAAAAACUUUAUAAAGUUGAAAAUCUUGUUGGUUGUGAGGAAAAGUGGGUGGUGUUGUUGUUAUCAAAAUGGCUCACGAAAAAAUCGAUUUUUAAUAAUUUUUUAAAAUUUUUUUAUAUUGUGUAUGGUGUCAUACCCCUUUAUAUUAAUAGGUUAUCAAAUUUAAUUAAAAAGAAUAUUAAGUUAUCAAAUUAUUUUCUUUUUUAUUUUUUAUUUUUUAUUUUUUAUUAUUUUUUUUUUUUUUCAUUUUAA